This is a messenger RNA of Desarmillaria tabescens, 507 nucleotides long. Its product is annotated as gankyrin. The coding region runs from base 88 to 408 and encodes 106 amino acids. The record is from RefSeq and is a predicted model, not a curated record. Gene Ontology annotation, molecular function: protein binding. The transcript is spliced from 6 exons. NCBI's taxonomy places the organism in Eukaryota, Fungi, Basidiomycota, Agaricomycetes, Agaricales, Physalacriaceae.
CGUCAACCUUUGCUUCGUACUAUUACUUACUACCAUUUUCCUCGGAGUGAUCUGCAGAUAUUAUCUCGUAGAAACCAAGAGAUUAAUAUGUCAACGCUUUCUAUCCAUAACGCCGCCCAGAGCAAUCAGCCCGGUCUGCUAAAAGCAUUGGUAACGGAAAAUCCCAAGUCUGUAAAUGCUCUUGAUGCGGAUGAUCGGACACCUUUACACUGGGCUGCAUCGUCCGGUUCUCUCGAGAUCACUCGAUACCUCAUCGAUAACAAGGCAGAUGUUGAUUUGCCGGAUAAUAGCGGAUGGACACCUCUGCACAUCGCUGCUAGCGCCGGUAAUGAAGAUGUCGUCUUGGAACUAGUGGGUGCUGGUGCGGACGUCAAUAGGAAAAACCACAAAGGCCUUACUCCGCUGUAAGCGUUCUUCAUUCCAACUUCAGCGGAUGCUUAUGAACCACUGGAAGACACUAUGCGGCAUCUAAAUCCCGCCUCGAAAUUGGCAAACUUCUGAUAUCGC